AGAGAAGAGGAACCUUUCCCUGGGGGGCCAUGUGGGCUUCGACAGUCUCCCUGACCAGCUGGUCAGCAAGUCUGUCACCCAAGGCUUCAGCUUCAACAUCCUCUGCGUGGGUGAGACUGGCAUUGGGAAGUCCACACUCAUGAACACCCUGUUCAACACCACGUUUGAGACGGAGGAGGCCAGUCACUACGAGAGCGCGGUUCGCUUGCGGCCACGCACCUACGACCUGCAGGAGAGCAACGUCCACCUGAAGCUGACCAUCGUGGAUGCAGUUGGAUUUGGGGAUCAGAUCAAUAAGGAUGAAAGGCCCAUCGUUGAGUACAUUGAUACGCAGUUUGAAAACUAUUUGCAAGAAGAGCUGAAGAUCCGACGGUCGCUCUUCAACUACCACGACACGAGGAUCCACGUCUGCCUCUACUUCAUCACCCCCACGGGGCACUCGCUCAAGUCCUUGGACCUGGUGACUAUGAAGAAGCUGGAUAGCAAGGUGAACAUCAUCCCCAUCAUUGCCAAAGCAGACACCAUCUCCAAGAGUGAGCUGCACAAGUUCAAGAUCAAGAUCAUGAGCGAGCUGGUCAGCAAUGGGGUGCAGAUCUACCAGUUCCCCACAGAUGAUGAAGCAGUUGCUGAGAUCAACUCGGUGAUGAACGCUCAUCUGCCCUUUGCAGUGGUGGGCAGCACGGAGGAGGUGAAGGUUGGGAACAAGCUGGUGAGAGCCCGGCAGUACCCCUGGGGAGUGGUGCAAGUUGAGAAUGAAAGUCACUGCGACUUCGUGAAGCUGCGGGAGAUGCUGAUCCGAGUCAACAUGGAGGACCUGCGGGAGCAGACCCACACCCGCCACUACGAGCUCUACAGGAGGUGCAAGCUGGAAGAGAUGGGCUUCAAGGACACAGACCCAGACAGCCAGCCCUUCAGUCUCCAAGAAACAUACGAGACCAAAAGGAAAGAGUUCUUGAGCGAGCUCCAGAGGAAAGAGGAAGAAAUGAGACAAAUGUUUGUUAACAAAGUCAAGGAGACGGAGGCAGAGCUGAAGGAGAAGGAGAGAGAGCUGCACGAGAAAUUUGAGCACUUAAAAAGGAUACACCAGGAAGAGAAAAGGAAGGUGGAGGAGAAGAGGAAGGAGCUGGAGGAGGAGAUGAACGCCUUCAACAGGCGGAAAGUCGCGGUGGAAACCUUGCAGUCCCACUCCUUGCAGGCUACCUCACAGCAGCCCCUGAAGAAGGACAAAGACAGGAAAAACAGAUCAGUAAUAGCAGGAAACCACUCAGGAGUCAGCCUCUCCAGCUCUAAGGUGAUGAUCACCAAGGCCAGCGUGGAGCCCCUGAGCUGCAGCAGUUGGUGGCAGGCCAUCCAGUGCUGCAGCUGUUUGGUCAAGAAUGCGACGUGGAGGGAAGGAUUCCUCUGAGGGAGGCCAUGUAGUAGAUGGGGCCAGUUGGACAUCACCAUGGCAUGGAACUGGAGAGAAGAGGAAGUGUAUAUAUAUAUAUGUAUAUAAACAUAUAUAUAUAUAUAAAAGCAGAGAUCUCAGCUGGAGGGUGUUUACAGCCACUCUGCACUGCCAGCACCUCCACCCAUGGUAUUACCUGUACAAAAAAA
Chaetura pelagica (chimney swift) is the source of this 1596-nucleotide messenger RNA. RefSeq names its product septin 8 (gene SEPTIN8). The coding region runs from base 140 to 1405 and encodes 421 amino acids. The record is from RefSeq and is a predicted model, not a curated record. Gene Ontology annotation, molecular function: molecular adaptor activity; GTP binding; GTPase activity. NCBI's taxonomy places the organism in Eukaryota, Metazoa, Chordata, Aves, Apodiformes, Apodidae. The transcript has 10 exons. Gene Ontology annotation, biological process: cytoskeleton-dependent cytokinesis. Gene Ontology annotation, cellular component: cell division site; septin ring; septin complex.